This is a messenger RNA of Colletotrichum phormii, 377 nucleotides long. RefSeq lists its product as uncharacterized. NCBI's taxonomy places the organism in Eukaryota, Fungi, Ascomycota, Sordariomycetes, Glomerellales, Glomerellaceae. The transcript has a single exon. The coding region runs from base 69 to 338 and encodes 89 amino acids. The record is from RefSeq and is a predicted model, not a curated record.
ACGUACUAACUGCGUCGUGCGAUGUUUAGCUGCAGUUCAUCUCGCCUUUUGCUCUGGCAGGUACCAUUAUGCAGGCUGGUCUCGUUUUUGGGCACCCCGUGUUAUGUUUCACUGUCUUGGCCUCGGUUGGGGCUUGCAUUAUGUGGGCAUUGAAGCCAGCCUUGACUUGGCUUGCUAGGAAAGCUCGGCUUGAGGAGGCGGAUCACGCCGUCCCUCAACAGAUCAUUCAGGGGCUGCAGCUCGAGAACGGAGUGCAGACCACUUCCUAUUCAUCGCCGACGCGCCCAGAAUCGUUUUACCACAGAUUUCAGGGUGUAUCUAUAGAUAAAUCCAACUAGGCCAUGUAGUAUAUGCAAUGUCAGAAGCUUGUCUUCGUC